AUGAGCCGACGUGGCCUCGUCCUUUUGCUCUUCUGCUCCAUAGUUGCAGUCACCCGAAGUGAGUUCUAACGAGCAGAGUUUAAUUUCAUUUCCAUCAAGAACGGAACCACCCGAUUCUGCGCGACUUUUGACACCACUCGGACUCGUUUAUAAUGGAAAUUUAAAUGAGAAGCAUUGGGGGGAUUAGGACAGGGUUUGACAGGGAACCGGGUAAUGGUGGCCGGGAUAAGACAAAGCCAUAACUCAAACAUUUUUCUGGUGAGCAAAGGAUGAACGGCAGGUGUCAUUGGACACUAAAUCGUCGUCAGCCAAAUGAAUAAUGAGCGAAGAAAACCAUCUGUCGGCUUUAAUGUUCUUCGUCCAAACGAUGACCGCUUGUGUAUACAUUCGGAGGUGGCACUGCAGAAGUGAAGGGCCGGAAAUUCGGAAACGAAUUCAAGUGUACUCAUUUGAGCGUGUCGGCCGACGAAUGAACGAACAUGGAAAACUGCAAUUUGUGAGGGGCUCAAGUGGACUCAGAAAUUGUUUUACGAUCAGAAAUUCACUUUGUCAGCGAGUAAUCAUUUGAUCCUCUUCAAAUGACACCCUCUACCGUAGUCCGCUUUCUCUUUUUGUACCCGCCUCCAUAAUUUGAUUAUGCAAUGUGUCGUGCUCUCCCAAAACAUAACCGGGGGGCCACUCUCCAUUCCCUUUCUCGUAAAUAACCCCGUGCUAGCCAGGAUUAGCACCGCCCGAGUCAGAUGGCUCAACUCGUCACACCGAGUUAAUCCCGUUUGGCACGGACCUUUAACACAUGUCCGUGUGCCGAACAAGAAGAUCAGAAACGAAGGAAUGAAUUGCAGGCUCAGCCGAAUGCAGCGAUGUCUCGUUCUCGUCGGCCGCUUCCAAACUGGACGGUUUGAAGAGAGUGACAAGGCUGUCGGUCAGCGGACACAUUUCUGCCUACCACGUCAAGGUGUCCAUCUCGGAUGACGACUUCCAAUUGGUUCGGCUCUCGAAUGGAAAUCCGCUGGUGAGGAAGCCGCCCGGUCCCCCCAGGGAAACCAUGUUAUCUAACCGGAAAAGACACCGCCGCCACAUGGAAAUGUCCCAUUUUGGCGACGAAUAAGAUGGAUGUGCGAAGAAAAACGAUGUUGUUGCAGGUCCUCUAUUCCACGUUAUCGAACACGCCAUCGUGGACGCAUGUGGACUUCCUGGCGUCGGAAGUGAGAAUACUGCCGGCUUUCGAGCAGGCGACGGAGGAUGUGCGGGGACCGCUCCUGAUAUUGACAGUCUGCGAUUACGGUAGACAACUUAUCAUUACGGAGAUGUUAUAAAUCCGUUUCAGACACUCAGAUCACGGCUUUCGAUGACUCUUCAUACACCGUUGAGGCACAUCAUGCCGGUCUCGUUUCAAUGUACGAGAAUGAUUUGUGCGUUGUGUUCCGUACCUACCGAUCCGGGGUCUUCUUCUUCUCCAUGGCCGAUCAGGGAGACGUCCUUAUUGCUCAAAUAAUUCACGGAACAAUCCACGUCAUAUUUGACUUUGGAUCACUGACACCGUCCAAGAUCAGUGCUGGAAAAGCACUUGACGACGGCCGGUGGCAUGAGGUUAGGCUCAUUUUCAUAUCACAAACUUCAUUUGCAACUUCAGAUGCGAUGGCUGCAUCAGUUCGACUCGGUGCAACUUUCCAUCGACGGCGUGCUCCUCAAUCAAACCGCUCCCACUGGUCUCUAUAGAAAAUUGGACCUGCACAGCGUGGUAAGUGCACUUUCCGCUUCCUGCUCUUGACUUUCUCCUCGCAAUUGUUGAGUGAAAUCUGAGAAGCGUUCCGGUGUAAUUACCCCUUGGGUGGAGGGGAGACCUCCCGCUGUUGUUCUGUUGAUUUGCGGAUUAUCGCCAAGACUUGUAGGUACAUAUUGGAGGACGGCCUGCCGAUGACUUCUCGCAGGGGAUUGAGACAACGUUUACCGGUGAGUGCAUGGGAGAGUGACGAUCAGUCGGAGGGAAACCGGUGAUAUUGCAGGUUGCAUCGCCCGCCUCCAGUUGAACAAUGCGGAUCUUCUCCAGCUUGCUCCGAGUGAAGUUCACAGUCAGUGUCAGAUGCCGAAACCUCCGUCUUUCACCCUUCACAACGCUUCACGAGCCGUCCUUCCGUUCACAUUCCUUCCGUUCUCGUUCGAAUUCCGAAUAGUUCCUGUCAACGGCCCUCUGGUAACUCUGUUGGAUGCAGAGAACGGAACACUUGUGGAUGUGGUGGUCGACGACGAUAUGAAACUGCACCUUGUCAGCAACAUUACCAAGUUCCGGCAGGCCGCAAAUCCAGGUAUUUGUCCUCUUAACUGCCAUCCAUCUCAAAGAUAUCGUCAACAUUUCAGCAAUUGACGUGGCGAAUGGAGCAUGGCACAGUUUCUCUCUGAGAAUUCGGGGAGUCCGGAUGGAAAUUGAUGUGGAUGGGUACACGGUUCUAUGGUUAGAAGGGCACGAAGUCAGGAGGAUCUCACAGAGACUCUCCAACUUUAUCAUUUCCGCCAGUGGGUGUUACCGAAGUGCUACGAUAGACCUGACAAGUGUCCGGGUUGAUGGAAAUGUGACAAGGGGAGAAUGCACGUUCGUUGAGAAGUGUCUUCCGAAUCCAUGUGAGAACGGAGGCGGCUGCAUUCAAUCAGCUCUAGAUGACUACGUUUGCAACUGCCGCGAAGGGUACAAAGGAAAGAACUGUCAUACGAGUGAGUCCCGCAAGCAACUUCCAGCAUUUUUCUAAUUGUGUUUUUCCAGCCGAUCUUCCUCAUUCUUGUGAAGAAUGGGUCUUCACGAAAGGAAAUAAGCAGAAGGCAGUGAAAGGACGAAAAGUGCUCAUAGACAUUGACGGAGGAGGGGAAAUGCAACCGAUCAAUGUGACGUGCAAGAUGGAGCGGGACGAGAUGGGCGUAGACGGAGUAAGCACCAUUCUGGAGCAUGACCUCGGCCGGCCGAUGAUUGUGACUGGGGACAACAAACCGGGAGCCGUGCGACACUCUCUGAUCUACGGAAUCAGUACAGAACAGAUGGACCGACUGGUCGAAGGAUUCGAGACGUGCAGCCAGUUCAUGAGGUACACGUGUCGAGGAGGCGUCCGACUGAUGACUCAGGGGGACGAGAGAAGUCCUUCUUCGUGGUAUUCGACGAGAAGUGACAAGCACGGACUGCAGUGGGGCGAGGCCCCUCCGUACUCGCGGAUGUGUUCGUGUGCCAUCAACGGAAGUUGUCUACACAAUCGAAUGUGCAACUGUGACAGUGGAGAAGACGCGACCGACGAGGGCGUGAAUCCGUACUCGCAGCUGCUCCCCGUCACGGGAUUGUUCCUGGGCGGAACCACCAAGUCGUCGUCCAUCGAGGUAGAGAUCGGACCGUUGAAGUGCAGAAACAGAGCGACGUUCGAUUCGGUGACAUUCUCGGAUCGGAAUGCGAAACUGAGUGGGACUCAGACCUUCUCCCAGAGAACUUUCGAUGUCUCCAUGCACGUCAAGUUCUCUCACUCGCAGAUGUCCAUUCUCUCGUGGCAUUCCACAGACGACCUGCAUUGGUUUCAUUUGUACGUGAACGACGGAAAGAUCGUCGGAGAGGUUGUGAACGGCGGAGAGAGUCAGCAGAUUGUCUCCGAACACAGAUAUGAUGACGGAAAGUGAGUGUCCCUCCCACUGUUCUCUUCAUUUUGCCUCAUAUUUUCUUUUUUCCAGCUUCCAUUCGAUAUACUGGGAAGUAGGUUCGACGGGAAUGUCCUUGAAAGUGGACGGCAUCCGUAAAUCCAUCAAAGCAUCCUUUGUCCUUCCGACUGUUUACACGUGGAUCGUCGGAUCUCGUACCGAAAAAGGAUCUACCGGAUUCGCGGGAGUUAUCCGAAAUGUUUACCUUUGUGGGGUGGAGUUGGCUCUCGGACAGUUCGCGAGGAAGGAAACCGAGAAAGGUAAGAAACUUGAUAGCUUGUUCAACCCGAGACCACCAUCCGUGUUCAGGCAUUUCGAUCGGAGACGACGGGUACUGCCGACCGGAUUUGUGUCAGAAUGGAGGGCAGUGCAUUGACAAGUACGACGGGUACGUGUGCGACUGCAGCAUGACUCCGUUCGGCGGGAACGACUGCACGAAGGAGUACGGGAUGAUGGUCCCUUCCGGCUCGACCAUUCAGAUCCCCUGGCAGAAUCCAGCCCAUCAGUCAAUGUGCCAUCGGAUCGCCAUUCAAACUGUCUCCAGAAACACCUCAAUUCUCAGAUCUAAAGCUCUUUUUGCUGAUUCCACGUUCAAUUUGACUGUUGACAAUAGCGGUAAUCAUCUGAAUAUCACUUUCUUUCACAUAAACUUCUUUAGGAAAUCUUCAAAUGAUGGCCUACGACGGUUUCUUCUUCCACUACACACGGCACUCACGGAAUCACAAUUUGAGCGAUGACGUCAUGCACGACAUCUCAUUCUGUGCUUCGAAACAUCAUUUCAACGUGACAGUCGAUGGAAUGCAGGUCAUUACCAUCGAGGGAAAUUGGACGUUCUUCGAGAGUUUCAACGUCUGGCACUUCCUCGACGAAAGUACGCGCGGCUGACAUGUUUCAUGUCUAAAUUAUUUGCUUUUUAGACUUCGAAGGAUGUGUGUCUCGGAUACAAACUGGCUCGGCUUUUCCGCUGAAGAAUCCAAAGACAGCCAGGUUGAACUACUCGGGGAAGAUUCGAUUCGGAACAUGUCCAGUGGAGGCGGUGUAAGUGUCUUUCUCGUUUCUUUUGGGUGAAGAAGAAAGAAACCUUCCUCUAAUUUUUGUGUUUCAGAUCUCGACAGCAGCUCUACGACUUCAACCCAUCACCAGGUGUGAGCACGACAACAGCUCUCGCAUCCACGGAAGAUAUAAAAAUAUUCUCUGUGUCACAGAAUAGACAAGCUCUCGUGUCAAAAGCUAGUGAGUGAAAUGAAAGGGAUAAAGAGUGACAGACAAGAUUUUCAGUUAUUGGAGGCGGUAUUCUGGCACUUUCCCUCUUCAUACUGUGUAUGAGUUCUCUGAUCUGUUACAUGAGGUCUCGGCCGGAAGGAGUCUACAAAACCAACGAGACAGGUACGUCCUGGUCCUUCCAAUUCCCUUAUCGAACUUCUUUUUCAGGAGAGAACUGUUCUCCGAGCCGGAGCGAAGAACCUCUCGUGCACAACAUCAACAACAACACCCAAAUGUACGCAUCCAACAAGGAGUAUUUCUGCUGA
Molecule: messenger RNA, 5195 nt
Organism: Caenorhabditis sp. 36 PRJEB53466
Lineage: Eukaryota; Metazoa; Nematoda; Chromadorea; Rhabditida; Rhabditidae
Source: the annotation of a GenBank genome assembly